UAUACGAAAAAAAAACCCCGGGCCUCGUUUUAGAAGAUUUCAUCCGUUUGUUUUUUUUGUAACGAGCAAACCGUUAUUUCGUUAUUAAUUUGUUAAGUCACCAAACAAACAACAAAAAUGAGCACCAACCCAGUUCAACCUUUACCGGGCCAGCAAGUGAUCCAUGUCGCCAAGGACCCCGACACGGACCUCGAGGCGCUCUUUAACGCCGUCUUGAACCCGCGGCCGAGCUCCUGGAGGAAAAAACACCUGCCCGAGUCGUUCUUCAAGGAGCCCGACUCCGGUUCGCACUCGCGCCAGUCCAGCACGGACUCAGGCAGCCAGCAGCCACCGAGGCUCCCACCGCAGCACGUGCGCUCUCAUUCUUCCCCCGCGUCACUGCAGCUCAGACCCGGAGCGCUCGCGGCCGCCUCCGCCGCCGUCACCGCGAGCCCCGUGCAGCACGCGCACAGCCGCCACCAGUCCUUCGAUGUCACCGACGAGCUACCGCUGCCGCCCGGAUGGGAGAUGGCGUAUACGUCCACCGGCCAGAAGUACUUUCUCAAUCACGUUGAGAAGAUCACCACAUGGCAAGAUCCUCGCAAGACUAUGGCAGCCAACAUGAAUCAGAUGAGUCUCCAUGCUCAGGCCACCAGCAGUAAUGGUGGUGUACAGGGGCGCUCCAUGGCCUUGUCACAGCCAAACCUCGGACAGCUGCCGGAAGACUGGGAGCAGGCAGUCACCCCUCAGGGAGAAAUUUACUUCAUUGACCACAAAACCCAGAGCACAUCGUGGCUCGACCCUCGGGUGGACUCUCGCCUCAUGAUGUCCCAGCAUCAACACCAUCAGCAGCAUCUCCAGCAUGCCCAGCACCACCAGCAGCAGCAGCAGGUACAGGCUCAGUCUCAGGCCCUGGGCUCAAGUGGUUCCAUGCCCCAGCAGCAGAGCUCUCAGUCUGGUAUGAUGGGAAUGGGCAACCCUCUGAGUGCCCAGCAACAGCACCAGCAGAAAAUGCGACUGCAGCGCAUCCAGCUCGAGAGGGAGCGCAUUCAGAGGAGGCAUGAGGAGCUCAGAAGACAGGAGGUGGCGCUGUGUAGACAGAUCCCCAUGGAUUCAGACAACAUGGCAUCCGUAGCUCCUACCAUCAAUCCAGCUGCCAUGAACCAAGGCACUAUUCCGACCAGCGGCUCAGACCCCUUUCUGAACAGUGGGCCAUACCAUUCACGUGAGCAGAGUACGGAUAGCGGCCUGGGCCUGGGCUGCUACAGCAUCCCCACCACUCCCGAGGACUUUCUCAGCAACAUGGAGGAGAUGGACACGGGUGACAACAUGGUGCCAGUCAACAUGAAUGUGCCACAGCAGAGCCGUUUCCCCGACUUCCUAGACUCCAUGCCUGGCACUAACGUGGACCUGGGCACCCUGGAUGGCACAGAUCUCAUGCCCAUCCUAAGCGACGUGGAGUCUGUCCUGAACAAGAAUGAGCCUUUUCUCACCUGGCUCUAAAGAGGCGCAGAGGCUCCAAGGGGAAAAGGGCUAAAGACUUUUAGCAGCAGUGCUACCUUUCUGAAUUUUAACUCAAUCAGUCCCUCCGCUCUCUUAUUUGUGAUGUGCCUAUAUUGCUCCUUUUUAAAAAGAAUUAUCCUGGUUACUGUAAAUUUUCUAAGUGAAGAGCCAAAAAAACCAAAGUGUUCAGCUUAAGAACAAAGAACAAGCAUAAGUCAAUCAAAUUUGUUCAGGUGUGGUGGAAUAUUCUUUUGUAUAUACUGUAGGAUAGAGUAGGUUUUUACUGUCACUGAGUGUAGCUUGAUCAAAAAAUGUCAUUCCUCUGACCUUGGGCAAGACUGAACAGCUAUUUGUUGCUGUUGGUCUCCAUAAAUACAGGUGCCUCUCAAAAAAUUAGAAUAUCGUGGAAAAGUUCAUUUUUCUCUGUAAUUCAAUUCAAAAUGUGCAACUUUCAUAGAUUCUAGAUUCAUUACACAUAAAGUGAAAUAUUUAAAGCCUUUUUUUUGCUUUAAUCUUGAUUACGGCUCACGGUAAUCAAAAAUCCAGUAUCUCAGAAUAUUAGAAUAAGGAAUUUAUAAUCCAGAAAUGAAAAGUAUGUUAAUUUAUCUACUCAAUAUUUGGUCAGGGCUUUAAUCCUUUUGCACGAAUUACUGGAUCAUGCGGAACAGCAAGGAGACAAUCAGCCUGUGGCACUGCUGAGGUGUUAUGGAAGCCCAGGUUGCUUUGAUAGCGGCCUUCAGCUCAUCUGAAUUGUUGGAUUUGGUGUCUCUCAGAGAUUCUCUAUGGGGUUCAGGUCAGGAGAGUCGGCUGGCCAAUCAAGCACAGUAAUACAUGGUCAGCAAACCAGUUACUAGUUGUUUUGGCACUGUGGGCAGGUGCCAAGUCCUGCUGGAAAAGAAGUCAGCAUCUCCAUAAAGCUUGUCAGCAGAUGGAAGCAUGAAGUGCUCUAAAAUAUCCUGGUAGAUGCUGCAUUGAGACUCGACUUGAGAAAACACAGUGGACCAACACCAGCAGAUGACAUGGCACCCCAAAUCAUCACUGACUGUGGAAACUUCACACUGGACUUCAAGCAACUUGGAUUCUGUGUGUCUCCACUCUUCCUUCAGACUCUGGGACCUUGAUUUCCAAAUGAAAUGUAAAUUUUACUUUCAUCUUCCCCAUGAUUGUGGUUGUGUGUACUGAACCAGACUGAGAGAUUAAAGCCUCAGGAAACCUUUGCAGGUGUUUUGAGUUAAUUAGGUGAUUAGAGUUCUUCUCACGUCUAAAUUUCUGUAUUCUAAAUUCUUUAUUCUAAUAUUCUGAGAUACUGGAUUUUUGAUUUCCAUGAGCCGUAAGCCGUAAUCAAGAUUAAAACAAAAAAAGGCUUGAAAUAUUUAACUUUGUGUGUAAUGAAUCUAGAAUACAUGAAAGUUCCACUUUUUUAAUUAAAUUACGGGGGGAAAAAACCCUAACUUUUCUACAAUAUUAUAAUUUUUUGAGAUGCACCUCCUAAGUGAUGAUGUAGGGACACUUGGUAGGCACCAGCAGAGGGAGCCACUGCCUCCGCUAUGAACUGGAGACCAUGCUGGCUUCAAUUAUGUAUGCUUAUUACGCAUGUUAGCCAGUUCAACAUUAUCUGCACUAGAGGGGAGCCUUACUGAUCAAUUAAAAUUCAAGCGGCCUUAUGAACAAACUUUCUUUUUCUUCAUAGAUACCAAGUAUGUUUCCUACUGUAUUCAGCACAAAAGCUUUGUCGUAACUCGAUUUGCAGUUUUGUUUUCUAAAGAAACAAUAUUUCAUUCGCAUUUAGAGGUUUAUACUCAAGCUGAUCCCAGUUUAGCUAUUAUAUCAAGUAAGCUCAUGCCUCUGAAAUACGGCAGUUUGCCUCUGUAGACCUACAUUUUAUACCAUGUACUUUUUGUGUACUGCUUCAGUAUUCCUUUAAUUUUUUUUUACUGUUAAAUACUCUGGAUGUGUCCCUUGACAUCUGGUGCAUUUUAUGAGUUUUGAUAUAGAGUUUGCCUUUUUAGUAUUUAUCGAGAGCUAUGAUUUUUUUAAAAUAGAGUUUUAGUUGUUUUUUUUUGUUUUGUUUUUUUUUAAAUGAAAUUGAAAUUUCAAAGCACUACAAAUCAGCACGGGGUUGAGUUGGAUCUUCUAAGUAAAUGUUGAAGUUUCAUGUGACGGUUCCUGCUCUGUGUUUCUUCACUGUACUGUGAGGUUCUUUAAUCCGUUUAAUCCGAUGCAGACUGCAUGUUGGACUCUUCCGCAUAGUAGGACUGCCUUUAACUCAGUGGUGAACAGGUUUCUAUAAUAAUCUGCAGGGAAUAUGCAAAACGAGUAUUUUCUAGCAACCAGAAAUGAUCGUCUCUGAGUUUUGGGGAUCGAAUAAUGAACACUCGGAACUGGAUGAGCGUGGGAGAUCACAUGAUCUUGCUUUAUUUCUUUAGCUAAGCUGAAAUCCAGUGACCUUUUUCUAUGUGUGUAAUAUUUUUGUAUUGGAUGUUAAGUGAUUUGUUAGCUAUUCUUAGCAUUGGUGGUGUAUAAAGCUACCUUAUAUUGACUACGCAGCAUAUCGUUAUUUUGUGUACAGGCAACGGUUCAUGGGCAAAGGAUUGGUGGAUAAACUGAUGGGCUUUGUCAGUGAGUGGAUGGGGGAGCAGUGGUGGUGCUAGUGCAUCAUUAAUUCUGGGUUAAACUCAUGACAUCCUUUAGUCAGGAUUGAUUGGUUAAGUACUGAAUCUUUCAAGCAAGUACAUGCUGGAACCCAGCUGGCCACUUUCUAAAUGUGUAAGAUGGAAAAGAGACAAAAAAAAGUAUGUUUUUUUUUUCUUUUUUUUUUUCUUUUCCUGUCGAUCCACUGAGAGGAAAAGCCCUGGGGUUAAAGUCAGUCAUAACAACGAGUGGUUCCUGAGUGGCUUCCUGUUAUUUUGUUCUAUACAUAAAGUGAUUUAUUCCAGGGCUAGAGCAUGGUGCAGAUUAUUGUUAAUAAGCACAGCGUUUGCAUCUGAUCAUCUAUGCAUGUUAGAGCAAUACAUUUACACAAAGCAAUAUGUUGGACAGAAAGAAGGUGGUGUUUUAAUAGUUUAUUGAGUGGUGUAAAAAGGAAAAGUGAUUCUCUGUAGCAUUAUCUAAAAGCAUGGUUGUGUAGCACACACACUACCUAGCCACAGUAACACAGGGAGGUUGUGUUUGUUAGAUUCCAGGGAUGUUUGUUGCAGAAAGGCUUGGAAAACACACAUAUACACACUGAAACAAAAUGACCGCUUACUGUAUUUGGGGGAUGUACGGAGGCGAUUGUAAGAACUAUAACCUCACAAAGAAAUCUCUGAAACUGAUGUGUAACUUGUUGAGCAACCAAAAAAAUUUAAUAAAAUUGUGUACCACA
This is a messenger RNA of Ictalurus furcatus (blue catfish), 4846 nucleotides long. It is a transcript of the gene wwtr1, whose product is annotated as WW domain containing transcription regulator 1. The record is from RefSeq and is a predicted model, not a curated record. Gene Ontology annotation, cellular component: nucleus; cytoplasm. The coding region runs from base 118 to 1482 and encodes 454 amino acids. Lineage: Eukaryota; Metazoa; Chordata; Actinopteri; Siluriformes; Ictaluridae. The transcript is spliced from 7 exons. Gene Ontology annotation, molecular function: transcription coactivator activity; protein binding; transcription corepressor activity. Gene Ontology annotation, biological process: positive regulation of transcription by RNA polymerase II; hippo signaling.